Molecule: messenger RNA, 932 nt
Organism: Nothoprocta perdicaria
Lineage: Eukaryota; Metazoa; Chordata; Aves; Tinamiformes; Tinamidae
Gene: SNRPA1
Product: small nuclear ribonucleoprotein polypeptide A'
Exons: 9
Coding region: 42-809 (255 amino acids)
Biological process (GO): mRNA splicing, via spliceosome
Cellular component (GO): U2 snRNP
Molecular function (GO): U2 snRNA binding; protein binding
Source: RefSeq, a predicted model, not a curated record
UCGGCUGGCGGGCCUGGCGGUACCGGCGGCGUGGCGGCAGGAUGGUGAAGCUCACGGCGGAGCUGAUCGAGCAGGCGGCGCAGUACACGAACGCCGUGCGCGACCGCGAGCUCGACCUGCGCGGCUACAAGAUCCCCGUUAUCGAGAACCUGGGCGCCACCCUGGACCAGUUCGACGCCAUCGACUUCUCCGACAACGAGAUCCGCAAGCUGGACGGGUUCCCGCUGCUGCGGCGCCUCAAGACGCUCCUCAUGAACAACAACAGGAUCUGUCGGAUCGGGGAAGGACUGGAACAGGCCUUGCCCUGUCUCACGGAGCUCGUUCUUACCAAUAACAACAUCGCUGAACUGGGUGAACUGGAUCCAUUAUCAACUAUUAAAUCGUUGACUUAUUUGAGCGUUUUAAGGAACCCUGUAACAAAUAAGAAGCAUUACAGAUUGUAUGUAAUCCACAAAGUUCCUCAGGUCAGAGUGCUGGAUUUUCAGAAAGUGAAACUCAAAGAGCGACAGGAGGCAGAGAAAAUGUUCAAGGGCAAACGGGGUGCACAGCUUGCAAAGGAUAUUGCCAGGAGAGCAAAAACCUUCACUCCAGGUGCUGGUCUGUUGGCAGACAAGAAGAAAUCUGGGCCCUCGCCCGGGGACGUGGAGGCCAUUAAGGCUGCUAUAGCAAACGCCUCAACUCUAGCUGAAGUGGAGAGGCUGAAGAGCUUGUUACAGUCCGGUCAGAUACCCGGGAGGGAACGAAAACCAGGCCCCUCGGAGGAUGCCGAAGAGGAGAUGGAGGAGGACCCCGUUCCCAACGGCUCCUAAGCAGCGUGGCGGCGCUGGCGGGAGCUGCCCUCGCCUGGCUGGAGGGCUCUCCGUGCCCGGGCCUUGUGAGCCCCACCUUUGCCCGGAACGGGCCGUUUUGUACCCAUUUUCUCGCUGUACAUU